AUGGAGAAGUUGGAAUGUAAAAGGAACAUAAAUUUGGGUCUACAGCUUCCACCCAAUGUUGUUGAGGUAAUAUUACCCAAACUUACUAUUUCUGAUUUGCCAGCAUGUAGGCUUGUGAGUAGAACUUGGAAUCAUCUAAUCUUAAAUUAUGCUUCCUCUUCUAAAUUCAUUCCAAAUCUUUUUCUUGCUGCUAGCUAUGAAAUCCACUAUAGUCGUAACUGCAAUUGUAAUCCUCAUUGUCGUCCUACUUUUAAGUGCAAUCCCAAGAUGUAUUGCAUUGAUAUCAAUAGGACGAAUAACCUUAUUGCUUCAUUUGUGUUUGACAACAAUGAUUGGCCUUAUAAAAUCAAAAUUCUCAAUUCCUGCAAUGGAUUGUUGUAUAUUCACAAAGUUGGUGAUGAAAAUUUUUGUAACGGCAUAUUAAAUCCAAUGACUAAUGAAUUCUUCAUACUAUCAACACAACCUAAAGUUAAAAAUGAGGAUAUUAGUUGCUUCUACGGAUUUGGUUUCAACCUUAAGACAAAGCAGUACAAAUUGUUCAAAGCUAUCCAUGACGAAGAAGACUCACAUUUGAUGAUGGAGGUUAUGAGGUUUGGUAAGAAUGAAGAAACCAAGGAAUGGAGGCAUUUGACUUGCUUGCCUUUUGUGUUCUAUUGCGACGGUGUUUAUUUGAAUGGAGUCAUAUAUUGGAUCGGAAGACAAAAAGAAAAUAAGUCUGUGAUUUAUAGUCUUAAUGUUGAAACGGAAAAGAUUGAAUCCAUUACGGUUUUAAAAGUUGACCCAUCUUACAACACGAGUGACUAUGGGUACUACAUUGGAAAAUAUAAUGGCAACCUUUAUGCAACUAUAUGGAUCCAUGGAACAUGUUGUAAGAAGGUUCAACUAUGGAUGAUGCAAGGUAAAGAUUGUUGGGUUAAAGAAUUUGUUGUGCAUGACAUAGAAGAUCGUUAUGUUGAUGCAUUCCUUGUGCUCGUUAAAAUCUUUGAAGAUGGAGAGAGAUGGUUUUAUGUGGGAAGCAGACUAAUUCUUUGCUAUGAUAAAACUGGAACACAAAUCAAGAAAAAGUGUCGGAUGAAACGAGUCAGCAAUGGUAGAGGAAAUCUUGUAGGUCAACUUUGUCACUUUGAUUCCUUGAAUUUUGGAUCUCUUCCAAACAUUUUAGAUGGACACAAUGAAUUGAACUAA
Molecule: messenger RNA, 1185 nt
Organism: Cucumis sativus (cucumber)
Lineage: Eukaryota; Viridiplantae; Streptophyta; Magnoliopsida; Cucurbitales; Cucurbitaceae
Product: F-box protein At3g07870
Exons: 1
Coding region: 1-1185 (394 amino acids)
Molecular function (GO): protein binding
Source: RefSeq, a predicted model, not a curated record